GGGAGCCAUUCUUACCCUAUUCAAAGCGCCCGGACUCCUCUUCUUCCCUCCACCUCCUUCUAGGGUUUCUCUCUCUCUCUCUCUCUCGCCCUCUCUCUCUCUCUUCCCACCUUCCUAGGGUUUCAUGAGGAGAUACAGAAGCCGAAGCAGGGGCCGGGGCCCGAGCCCGAGCUACAGCCCUCGGCGGGUUAGCCGGAGCCCGCCUCGCCGGAAGCGCUACGACGACCCCCGCGACCGCCGCGGUUUCCGCCGCUCCCCGGCCCCGUCCGGCCUUCUUGUGCGAAACGUCGCCCUUGAUGCGAGGCCGGAGGAUCUUCGUAUUCCAUUUGAACGCUUUGGCCCUUUGAAGGAUGUUUACCUUCCGAAGAAUUACUACACAGGGUAUGAAUACCGCUACAACCCGAUGGGACUGUCUGCUGGGGAGAAUUCCACUACCAACCCAGUUGAUGACACUCCGGAGCUCACCGCCCAAGGUGGAGCGACCUACCUCGAGCAUUCAGACUACCUGGAACCACGGGGCUUUGGCUUUGUCAAAUUCCGUUAUGCUGAUGAUGCAGCAGUGGCCAAGCAGCAAAUGAAUCAUCAGCUUAUUUGUGGACGUGAGAUUUCGAUUGUAUAUGCUGAAGAAAACAGAAAAACUCCGCAAGAAAUGCGCACGAACAGUAGAAUAAGUGAUAGAUACAAGGGCGAUGGUUAUAGAAGACGAUCCUCACCAAGAUCCCCUAGGCAUCAACACCAUUCAUAUUCACGUUCACCUUCACCGCCCAGGCGUGACUCAAGGACGUUUGAACGACUUGUUAGUAUGUUGCUUAUGCAGAUCAUUAAAGUCAAAGAGUUCGUAAAGUUCAAAGGCUUAUACUAAUGACUAAAGAGAAAGUGAACCAAAAGAAUUUGGCUAUUUCCUUGAUCUUAUUUCAAAGCUAUUCAAGAAGUUUCGGUUAAUCCAGCUUCGCCAACAUAACUCACUACUGAUCAUAUGGUUUGUUAGAUAAAUUCACUAUCCAUAGUAACUUUAUGCUUUUGUUAUCCAAAUGAGAUAUUUCAUUCUAGUGUUCUCUGAAUCUUACUAGUUUCGCUUUGCAAUUAUCCAGUCAAGAGAGAAUCUAGAGGUAAAAAAGCAAUAAAGAAACUUGAUUACCAGAACCAAAACUAGAAAGUAUCAUGAUCUCCAGAGAGUUGGAGCCCUUCAAAAGUCUCGCAGCUAAAGAUUGAGGAUACAAUCACAAGUGACAAAUGUGUUGGCUAAGAAAGUAGAGGCAAAGAUUUGUUGGGAGAGAACUGAUGCUGUUGAACAACCAACUGCAUUUUAAAGCCGUAUUCAUACAUGUUUGGAUCGAGUUCAUAAAAUUUGUGGGAAUUUGAGAUGUUACAGGUAAAAGUAGUAUUAUUCGCUAUUUAAAUUUGAUUUGGGGGAGGCCCAAGUCAGGGAGAAUCUACAGUCUGAGUUUACUUCUUUUCUACAUCAUUUUCUGACUGUAGUGCUAAUUUGAGUAGCACUACAUGUUUUUAUUAUUUUCCGUGCACUGGAACCCCUGUAAUGGGAUUCUUUAAUUUUUUUCGAUUGCUUGUUGUUCUCCUUUUAUUUUUUAUUUUGUUAUGCAGGGACAGGAAAAGGAGCUCACGUGAUGAUUAUUACUCUCCUGCAAAGUCCAUCUCCCCUCCUCGAGAGGAGAGGGAGUAUCGAUCAAAUCGGCGAUCUCCAACUCCCCAGGAUGAUGGCCGUGGUCCAUCUCCUA
Molecule: messenger RNA, 1736 nt
Organism: Ananas comosus (pineapple)
Lineage: Eukaryota; Viridiplantae; Streptophyta; Magnoliopsida; Poales; Bromeliaceae
Product: serine/arginine-rich SC35-like splicing factor SCL28
Exons: 7
Coding region: 125-862 (245 amino acids)
Biological process (GO): mRNA splicing, via spliceosome
Cellular component (GO): nuclear speck; cytoplasm
Molecular function (GO): RNA binding
Source: RefSeq, a predicted model, not a curated record